AUGGUGAGAGCGUUUGCCUUCUGCUGGCGUAACGUGCUGGGCCGGGGGUCUGGGAUGGGCUGGGACGGGAAAGGCAUGGCUGGAGACGGGGUUGGGAUGGCCUGUUGUAUUUAUCUUUCUGAAGAGAGUCUGGUGUCUGUUAUCUUAGGGCAGCUGAGUGACCAGGAGGAAAACAUGGCAGUACGUAAUAGUGUGGCAGCCGCUCCUGCUUCUCACUACAGCCACCAGAGGGAAACAGAGGGCUUGGAGAGGCUGCGUGGGGUAGCCAAGUGGAGUGUGUUCUUCUUCCUACUCAACACCACGUAUGGCUCCCUGCUCGUGUCCCGCCACCUGCCUCCAGAUCCCCGUCAGAAGUCGUGGUUCCUCAUGCGUUCCCCUCUUCCCACUGUGCUCCUCACCCUCUUGUACAUCACCGCCGUUACCUCUCUAGGACCCCGAUAUAUGCAGGGCAGACAACCUCCCUCACACCUCAGGGCCGUCAUGGUACUUUAUAACGCCUGCCAGGUGCUCGUCUCCUUCUAUCUGAUGUACGAGAUAGGUGCGUCAGGGUGGUUCUGGAGGCACAAUUACCGCUGCCAGACGUGUGAUUUCUCGACCCAGCCUUAUGCAGUCAAGAUGAUGCACGUCUCCUUCUGGUACUACAUCUCCAAGCUCGUAGACUUCAUGGACACCGUGUUCUUUGUGCUCAACAAGAAGUAUAAACACAUCUCAGUUCUUCACGUCGUCCACCACUCUGUAAUGUCCAUCUGUAUGUGGUACAACACUCUCUACCAACCAGGUGGCCAGACUACCUUCAUGGCCUUCGCUAACGCCACUGUACACGCCUUGAUGUACACGUAUUACCUCCUGGCGGCUAUGGGUCCCCGCCUCCGCCCCUCCGUCAGUUGGAAGAUGUGCCUCACCUGUGUCCAAAUUGUCCAGUUCGUCAUAGUAUUACUUCACUCUAUUCAGGUAUUGUUCAUUGACUGUGAGGUGCCGGCGCUGGUGACGUGUUGGCUCCUUCACAACUCCCUCAUGUUCCUGGUGCUCUUCGUCAACUUCUACCGGCAGGCCUACACCGUCCGCUCCUCCUCCGUCACUGACACAGCUCGUCAGGAGAGUGGGAAGUCGAACAGCACCACCUGGAGUAAUGUAAGCAGUAGUGCCAACGGUGUGUCCAGAAGACCAGUGUUACUAACUGAGCACAAUGAAUAG
Messenger RNA from Homarus americanus (American lobster), 1194 nucleotides. Its product is annotated as elongation of very long chain fatty acids protein 7-like. The transcript has 9 exons. Gene Ontology annotation, cellular component: endoplasmic reticulum membrane. Gene Ontology annotation, biological process: fatty acid elongation, monounsaturated fatty acid; very long-chain fatty acid biosynthetic process; sphingolipid biosynthetic process. The record is from RefSeq and is a predicted model, not a curated record. NCBI's taxonomy places the organism in Eukaryota, Metazoa, Arthropoda, Malacostraca, Decapoda, Nephropidae. The coding region runs from base 1 to 1194 and encodes 397 amino acids. Gene Ontology annotation, molecular function: fatty acid elongase activity.